Molecule: messenger RNA, 2962 nt
Organism: Oncorhynchus keta (chum salmon)
Lineage: Eukaryota; Metazoa; Chordata; Actinopteri; Salmoniformes; Salmonidae
Gene: wasf3b
Product: WASP family member 3b
Exons: 11
Coding region: 447-1865 (472 amino acids)
Biological process (GO): positive regulation of Arp2/3 complex-mediated actin nucleation; actin cytoskeleton organization
Cellular component (GO): cytoskeleton
Molecular function (GO): protein kinase A regulatory subunit binding; Arp2/3 complex binding; actin binding
Source: RefSeq, a predicted model, not a curated record
GGCUGCUGGCGGGUCCCGCCCCCGCGGUGGAUUGUUUGGAGUGGCCAGACCGCCAGGGACACAGGAUGGCAACGCGAUCAGCAGGAGUAUCUAACGGGACAUGCGGACGGACUUAAAUCUAUUACAUUUCUGACUGCCGGUAGCCUACCGGUUAAGAGUGUUGGGCCAGUAAUCAAAAAGGUCGCUGGUUUGAAUCCCAGAUCCGGCAAGGUGGAAAAAUCUGCCUCUGCCCUCCAGCAACACUCAACAACAACUGCUCUCGGGGUGCUGUGGACAUUGAUUAAGGCAGCCCCCCCCCCACCUCUGAUUCAGAGGGGUUGGGUUAAAUGCAGAAGACACAUUUCAGUUGAAUGCAUUGUUGUGCAACUGACUAGGCAAUGCUUGGCGGGGGGUAUUGGACCGAUGCCAGCUGAGGACCCUACCCAUAGCCUUUGUGAGGUGUCACCAUGCCUCUGGUGAAGAGGAACAUUGACCCGCGCCACCUGUGCCGGGGGGCGUUACCAGCCGGCGUCGGCAGUGAGCUGGACUGUGUGAUGAACAACACCCUCUCCUCCAUCAUCCGCCAGCUCAGCAGCCUGAGUAAACAUGCGGAGGACAUCUUUGGGGAGCUGUUCAACGAGGCCAACACGUUCUACCUGAGAGCCAACUCCCUGCAGGACCGCAUCGACCGUCUGGCUGUCAAGGUCACCCAGCUGGACUCCACUGUGGAGGAAGUCUCUCUGCAGGACAUUAACAUGAAGAAGGCAUUUAAGAGUAGUACCGCCCAGGACCAGCAGGUGGUGUCCACGAGGAGCGUGCCCAUCCCUGUCAAGGAGAUGUACAACCUGAGUGAUAAACCUCCACCGCUCAACAUCCUCUCCAAAUAUAGGGAUGACCACAAGGAGGGGCUGAAGUUCUACACUGACCCCUCCUACUUCUUCAACCUAUGGAGAGAAACAAUGCUGCAGGACACAGAGGACAAGAGGAAGGAGAAGAGGAAGAACAAAGAGCAGAAGCGUUGUGUGGAUGGGACGUUGCAGAGGGAGGUGAAGAAGGUGCGUAAGGCUCGGAACCGUCGCCAGGAGUGGAAUAUGUUGGCCCUGGAUAAGGAGCUGAGGCCUGACCACCGCCACACACACUCGCUCCACCAGGGGCCCACCUCCGAGGGAUCACUGUCCCCUGAGAUGAGGGGUCUUGGGCCUGAUCACAUGGACCACCACCACUACCCUAACUCAACCAACCAUGCUGGUCACGCCUACACAUACUCCGGCCCACCCCCGAGUCUCCUGGCUGCUCAGCUGGCUGCCCAGGGACAUGCCACUCUGGACAAGGACUAUAGGGGAGCCACCCUGGGUCGCCCCCACGAUGCUCCACCCCCUCCUCCACCCACUGAGAACAUGAACGGAUCUCUGCCCCCUGUGGACUACAGUAUGAUGGAGGGAUAUGGAAACGGUCCUCCUCCCACUCCUCUCAUGCCAUCAGCACAAUCUGCCUUUGCCACGCCCCCCGGAGGACCACUUCCUCCUCCAGGACCAGUGGGAUCAGCCGGUGGCUAUGCCCCGACCCCACCACCACUCACUGGGUCUCUGGUGGCUCCACCUCCCCCUAUACCUCCGCCCCCUCCUCCAGGCUCCUCCUACUCUACCACUCCCAAGAUGUCCUCCGUGCCCCACAUUGCCCAACCUGUUAAUGAUGCUCGUAGUGAUCUGCUGGCUGCCAUACGCAUGGGUAUCCAGUUGAAAAAGGGACAGGAGCAGCAGGAGCAGCAGGAAAAGAGGGAGCCUGUAGGGAACGAUGUGGCCACCAUCCUGUCCAGACGCAUCGCCGUUGAGUACUCUGACUCCGAGGACGACUCCGAGUUGGAGGAGAACGACUGGUCUGACUAACACACACACUCACACACACACACUCACACACACACUCACACACACACUCACACACACACACUCACACACACACUCACACACACACACUCACACACACACACACUCACUCAAAAGCUGAAAAGCACAUACACGUGCACGUUCACAUCCACAAACUAAGAACCACUAAAAGGUAUGUGUACGAACACAUGAACAUAAGCUAACAUUCACAUAUACAGACUCAUACACUCCCUCGUGUCGUAGGUAUGUUUGUACAGUAUAUAAGCUGGGUGAUCCUUGGUCACAGGUAGCACUGCUGGGAGAUCAGGCUCCUGCAUCAGCUGCUGAAGGAUUCCCAACUGGAACGCUAGGGUUGAAUUCAAGAUGCAUAGUGUCAUGUUCAGCUGCUAUACAGACACUAACUGCAAACCAACGUUCAAUUCAAAACUAUUACAUUAACAUAUAAGAAUUGUCAUGCAACGCUCUGGGCAUCUUGAAUACACCCCAGGAGACCACAGUGUCUCUGUAUAAUAUGUUAUCCAUAAUAACACUAGUAAAGCCCUGUAUGUGUUGGAACCCCACGAAUGGGGACUUAUCUCAUGUAUGGUAACUAUCUUAAGGGCGUCACUUGGAGAAAUAGCAACCUCUCCUUGGACAGAAAAUCUACUUGUCUUUUCUAAUGUUUUUACUCAAACACUUAUUAAUAGUUAAUCUGGGAAGCGACAAGCUUUUAAUGUGUAGAUUAUAGCAACUGGAGGAAGAGAAGUCAGAGUGGACUGCGGUGGUCAGGGUAGCGUUCAGGAGGAACAAAUAGGAGACAAUGUUUUUAAAGCGUUUCCCAACUGUUCCUUCUGAACAACACCUGAGAGUGAGGCUGUAUUCCAUCAACCGCACUAACAAUGUAGACCAGAUAUAUGUUGAGAGUUAGACCAAUGCGGGUUCUCUCUGAACAUCCAUGGAGCGCCACUUUCUCCUCAAUAGCCAUUUCUAAGUGAUAAUUAAAGCUUCCACGUUGUGCUGUUUACUGUUGAUAGUUUUCACAGUGAAAGCAGAUGUGCAAUCUGUUGACUUGAAUACACAUUAUCCCCAAUGCUAAUCAAUAAAAAUAUCUGUUAAAUUCA